CUCCUCCUAUUCUUGCGUCCAAUUAAUUAUUAGGGUCUGGCCCUUUAAGACGGAGCAGAGGGUCAGCAAGUGGCGUAGAGUUUCUCUAAUUGAACUUCGCCCAAUCAACAACAACUCGUUAGCGGUCUUCUGUUUUUUGCGCUUCGGCUUAUUUUUGCGUGUGUAGCGACUCGGCCCCGUGGCCAGUGUCAUUUUCACUUCACAAACGAAUUCAUGGGACCCCUCGGAAAAAGUGGGAUUGCUCCAAGCGCAGUGGGGCUCGGGUGCCUGUGAGAGCACAGCGCACUCCUGAAGCAAUGCUGUUGUCGGACGAGAGACUUAGACCGAACAUUGCCAGCGGAUCCGUUUAAAAGACAACGAUACGAACCUGUGAGAAAGAGAUUUUUAUGCAGAAAAAAGCAAUCGUGGUUGCUGUUCGAAAUAGAAAACUUUUAAAAACACUUUAUCAUAGGACUGUCAUGACCUCCAGUAAAGAUAUGAAGACAGGCUCGGUGUUGCAAUCGAGCAGCGAGGAGAGGAGACGGGGUGCGUUAGAUCAGCUGCCACCCCCCGCUAACUCCAACAAGCCUCUAACCCCGUUCAGCAUUGAGGAUAUUUUGAACAAACCGUCCGUGAAGAAGUCGGUGACGAGUCUGUGUCCGCCGCGCGUGCUCGAGAAGGUGGCGGGAGCGAACGCAGUGCGGAACGGUCUGAGCACUCCCUCUUCCCCCUUAUGCGCUCUGGAAGAGUUAGCGAGCAAAACUUUUAAAGGGCUUGAAGUCAGCGUUAUACAAGCAGCAGAAGGUCGCGAGCACAUGAACGCGUUCGGCCAGAGACAGGUGUCGAAAAAGCGGCGGAAGUCGCGCACGGCCUUCACCAACCAUCAGAUCUACGAGCUGGAGAAGCGUUUCUUGUACCAGAAGUACCUCUCGCCGGCUGACCGUGAUCAGAUCGCGCAGCAGCUUGGCCUCACCAACGCACAGGUCAUCACCUGGUUUCAGAACCGACGAGCUAAGCUCAAGCGAGACCUAGAGGAAAUGAAGGCAGAUGUCGAGUCGCUGAAGAAGAUCCCCCCGCAGACGCUGCAAAAACUCGUGUCUAUGGAGGACAUAGAGGAUGCGCACGGCGGCUCGGCUCCGAUAUCCCCGAGCGCGUCACCGCCAGCACACGGCCUCAGAGUCUUCCCUCAGUCACCGCCUUCGUCCCGAGGCCAAACCACAGACGAGUUCUCCGAAGAGGACGAAGAGAUCGAGGUGGACGAUUGAGACCUGGCCCAGUCAUUUUCUGUACCGGGCGUCCCUUUUUGAAAUGUCCUCACUGCUGCCUGCAGCAGAAGAACAGCCGUUUUUAUCCACACAACUUUUGCACGAAUGUUGAACUCUGCGAAAGAACUUUAAAACUGAAAGGAUGUUUUUUUUCCAUCCCUCUCUCUCUCUCAUGUUUUAAUUUAUUGCAAGGAUUGUAAAAGCCUCCAAGACUGACGACGAGCUGAAAAGGAGUACAUUUUCAUUCAGUAGGAUAUGAAAAGUGAUUAGUGAUUGUGGUACAAGAUCACGAAUGCAACAUGUGUAUGUAGGUUUAAUGGUUUAUUUUAUGCAGGGGAAACUUGUGCAAUUGUUUUGUUCCGCAGUUCGUCAGUGACAUCACACCAACAACAUUACUGUUCUAGCUGCUAAUGAUACGCAUCUGCCAAAUGUGAUUUUUUUUUUCAACUAAUUUCUCAAAUAUAUAGUCAUAUUUAUAUUUAUACAAUGUCAAGAAGGAUGUCAAUUAGGCAUGGGGAUUGAUUUUUCAUUUUGCUGAAAAUUAAUAUUCCCAAUGACAAUAUUCCCUGAAACAUUCUCCCCCUCAUGAGCGAUCUAGUUGUAAUUCUGGUCCUUAGCUCUGGAUAAAAAGUCACUUUUAACUAAAGAACUUAAUAGCCAAAUUAUCUAAAUAACGGGGGGGCAAGUUGUGUGUAUAAAUCAACUUAUGAUGCAUUUACGCGAUAAAGUUAUUGUAACAUUCUA
Molecule: messenger RNA, 1988 nt
Organism: Clarias gariepinus (North African catfish)
Lineage: Eukaryota; Metazoa; Chordata; Actinopteri; Siluriformes; Clariidae
Gene: lbx2
Product: ladybird homeobox 2
Exons: 2
Coding region: 387-1244 (285 amino acids)
Biological process (GO): regulation of DNA-templated transcription
Molecular function (GO): DNA-binding transcription factor activity, RNA polymerase II-specific; DNA binding
Source: RefSeq, a predicted model, not a curated record